UUCCCCCAUUUGACCCUUCAAUUAUGAAGCCUCAAAGUGGUGGCCAUUUAUAGGUCCCCCCCCUACACCACACCAAACACCGCGUACUAUUCAACACUCCGAUCCACCUCCAAUCUCCGCCGCCGGCCGCCGUCCAAUGGCGGGGCAUCACCAAAAACCUCACGCCAUCAUGAUCCCAUACCCAUACCAGGGCCACGUCACCCCCUUCGUCUACCUGGCCAUCAAGCUCGCCUCAAGAGGCUUCACCAUAACCUUCGUCAACACCCAUUACGUCCAUUCCCAAAUCUCCAAGUCCCAAGCCAACAACCACAAAGACGACAUCGUAGCCAUCGCCAAGAAAUCCGGUCUGGACAUCCGCUACGCCACCCUCACCGACGGCUUCCCCUUGGGGUUUGACCGCUCGCUUAAUCACGACCAGUUCAAGGAGGGCAUUCUCCAUGUCUUCCCUGCCCACGUGGAUGAGCUUGUCGGGAAUCUGGUCGCCUCCGAUGAGGAUCCCCCUGUGACUUGUAUGAUCGCCGACACUUUCUUCACCUGGACUUCCGUCAUCGCCGACAAGUACAACCUCGUCAACGUUUCAUUCUGGACCGAACCGGCUCUCGUCUUGUCUCUGUACUACCACAUCGACUUGCUCAAGAAAAACGGUCAUUUUGCCAAUUCCAACGAUAAUCGAGAGGAUACCAUAGACUAUAUACCAGGAGUCAAAGCAAUUGAACAAAGGGACCUGACGUCAUAUCUCCAAUCAACUGAUAUAUGGACGGUGAUGCACAGAAUCAUCUACAUUGCAUUCGAGGAUGUUAAGAAUGCGGACAUUAUUAUCUGCAACACAGUCCAAGAGCUCGAGCCCGAAACCCUCGCUGUCUUAAACAUGAAGCAGCCCGUCUACGCCAUCGGGCCCAUUUUCCCGUCCGGUUUCAGCAAGAACCCGGUUACCACCAGCCUAUUAUCCGAGGCCGACUGCUCUCACUGGCUCAAUUCUAAGCCCGAUGGGUCGGUCUUGUACGUAUCCUUCGGCAGCUACGCCCACACCAACAAAGCGGACAUAGUGGAGAUAGCCCACGGGCUUAUGCUCAGCGGGGUGAGCUUUGUUUGGGUUGUCCGGCCCGACAUCGUGAGCUCCGAGGAAACUAAUUUUUUGCCCCCCGAGUUUGAACAAAACGUGGGGAACCGAGGUUUGGUCGUGCCGUGGUGCCGGCAGACGGAGGUGAUCUCGCACCCGUCGAUUCGCGGGUUCUUGACUCAUUGUGGAUGGAAUUCGAUACUGGAGAGUAUCUGGUGCGGGAUACCGUUGAUAUGUUACCCGUUGGUGACAGACCAAUUUUCUAACCGAAAGCUAGUGGUUAACGAUUGGAAAAUUGGGAUUAAUUUAUGUGACAAAACGUCCAUCACACGACAGGAAGUUGUGGAGAAAAUAAACGUUUUCAUGAGUGGAAAGAGUGUGGAGCUAAAGAAUGCAGUGCUUGAAGUGAAGAGCACAUUAAAGAAUGCAUUAGCAAUGGAGGGAACAUCCCAAAAAAACAUGAAUCGGUUCGUUGAGGAUGUGAAAGCCCAUGCAUGGAAGCGAUUCGGGCUUGGGCUUUCUAAUGGGUCUUCUAAUGGCCAUGUUAUUGCACCUCUCAAGCAAGCUCAGCCCUAAGAUCACUAUGUAGGGCACAUGUGUGAGUGUGGGGGGUGGGUGGGGCAUAGUGUUACUAGUAUUACAUAGCUAAUUAUGUAUUGGUGGUGUGGGGUAACUUUCUUUAAUUUACAAAGUUUAGAUUGCCUUUUUUCUUCAUGGUACGUUGUUGAAAGUUUUAAGAAUUUUUGUUAAGGUUUUGCUUGUUUGUUUUUGGGUUAUUAUAUUUUUGUUGUACAACAACAAUUGGGACUAUUAUAAAUGUACUUAAUUAAUACA
This is a messenger RNA of Ipomoea triloba (trilobed morning glory), 1894 nucleotides long. RefSeq names its product UDP-glycosyltransferase 86A1-like. The record is from RefSeq and is a predicted model, not a curated record. Gene Ontology annotation, molecular function: UDP-glycosyltransferase activity. The transcript is spliced from 2 exons. Bases 137 to 1636 code for a protein of 499 amino acids. NCBI's taxonomy places the organism in Eukaryota, Viridiplantae, Streptophyta, Magnoliopsida, Solanales, Convolvulaceae.